This is a messenger RNA of Mycena indigotica, 1026 nucleotides long. Its product is annotated as Porphobilinogen deaminase. Gene Ontology annotation, biological process: heme biosynthetic process. Lineage: Eukaryota; Fungi; Basidiomycota; Agaricomycetes; Agaricales; Mycenaceae. The record is from RefSeq and is a predicted model, not a curated record. Gene Ontology annotation, cellular component: cytoplasm. Bases 16 to 1026 code for a protein of 336 amino acids. Gene Ontology annotation, molecular function: hydroxymethylbilane synthase activity. The transcript has 2 exons.
UUCUGCAUUGCUGCCAUGGUCUCUAGCCCUCCCCCCCGCACCUUCACGCUUGCCUCGCGGGCCUCGCAGCUGGCUCAAAUUCAGACCAACAUCACCCGCGCUGCGCUCGAGACAGCGACCGCCGAUGCGGCUGUCAGCCAGCCCAAGUUUGCGACCUCGUUUAUGAGCACUGCCGGCGACCGCAACCAGACACAAGCGCUAUACACGCUAAACAGCGCAGAGGGGAAGGCGUUUUGGACGAAAGAUCUUGAAGUUGCGCUGCUGGACAAGUCGGUGGACAUGCUUGUCCACUCGUUCAAGGAUGUCCCCACAACGUUGCCGGAUGGCUGCGUCAUUGGCGCGGUGCUGGAGAGGGAGGACCCCGUGGACAGCUUCGUGGUGAAGAAGGGGAAGGAGUGGAAGAGACUGGAGGAUCUGGCGGAGGGCAGUGUCGUUGGCACGAGCAGCGUUAGGCGAAUCGCGCAACUGAAGAGAAGGUUUCCGGGCCUCAAGUUUAUGGAUUGCCGAGGCAACCUCAACACACGUCUGUCUAAACUCGACGCUGACGACAGCCCAUACGCGGCGCUGAUUCUGGCAAAGUCGGGGAUGGUGCGAAACGGAAUGGGCGACAGACUGACGUCCGAUAUUCACCCCCCGACGCUCUUUCAUGCCGUUUCUCAAGGUGCACUGGCGGUGGAAGUCCGGGCCGAUGACGCCGAGGCGCUGGCUCUCUGCAAACUCAUCACACACAGGCCAACCCUUCUCCGAUGCACGGCAGAACGCGCAUGUCUACGCGUGCUUGAGGGUGGUUGCAGCGUGCCUGUGGGAGUGCAAACAGCGUUAACAGAAGACGGAGAGUUGGAGAUGACUGCUUGUGUCACUGGUCUCGACGGGAAAGAACACGUCCAACACACGCUCAAACGCAAGGUCGAGAGUGAGCAAGAUGCACAGAAGGUCGGGGCCGAGAUUGCCAAACUGCUGGUCGACUCUGGUGCGGCGAAAAUUCUGCAAACGAUCAAGGAAGAUAGAGAAAAGCGCACAGCGUAG